Messenger RNA from Gossypium arboreum, 8913 nucleotides. Its product is annotated as separase. Gene Ontology annotation, biological process: proteolysis; meiotic chromosome separation. Lineage: Eukaryota; Viridiplantae; Streptophyta; Magnoliopsida; Malvales; Malvaceae. The record is from RefSeq and is a predicted model, not a curated record. Gene Ontology annotation, cellular component: centrosome; nucleus; mitotic spindle. Gene Ontology annotation, molecular function: cysteine-type endopeptidase activity.
UGUUUCCGGUGGGACAGAUCUUUGAACAUCCCUUUAGGCGGGCUUUUUCCUUAUGCGCUCUCAUUCCCUUCAAAAUUUACUCCUCUCUUCUUCCUUCUCUCGCACUUUUCUUUUCAUUUUCACUCUCAAUGGCUACUCCCACCGAAUCCUCCCUCCUCUCCGAUCUCCAAACCUCCGAUGACUCGAAAGGCAUCCACUCACUGGUCUCCGACUACCUCCGCCCUAUCUCCACUCUCGCAAACUCCAAGAAGAAGAAACCUGACCAAGCCGCCGUCCGCUCCCUCGCCAAACAGUUCUUGUCCUUUCUUUCCAAAUCCUUCCCAAUAAUAUACAAGCGUAUCUACAUACAAAACUCUAAUCAACAACAACAAGCCUCUCUUAGUUAUUUCUUCGAGACUUACCGACUUUGCAUAACUUGUCUCGAGUUCGUCUCCUCGCAGUUAGCCGGCGGUGCGCACUUGGUUCAGAUCCAGAGAUUGAAGCUCGUAUACUGUUUGCAAUCGUGGGGCCGAUACGAUGAGGCAGAAAGCGAAGCACUUAGGGUUUUGGAGAGGCUUAGAGGGGAAGUCAAGUCUAAAGGUAAAUUUGUUCCGGGUAUUGAUAUUGCUGGUGGUGAUUCGAAGUUUGGAUCUAUUGUGAUCGAGGCGGUGGCGUCUGUAGUGAAAAGCGUGGCCAUGGGACACUGUAAAGAUUCCGGGAAAUAUGAAAGAGUUCUUGCUUUGUUGGUGCAAGUGAGGCCUUGGUGCAGGGCAUUAGAAGCAGAUGUUGUUGAGAAGUCGCACAAUGUGCUUGUUACUUUUCUGGGUAGAUGCUGCCGGUUUUUGAUUGAGGAGAUUAAUCAUUUUGGCGAGGAGUUGAUUCGAGGGUUCUGCAAUGAAUGUUUGACCGAGUAUGCAAGGUCAAUGAUGAAGGAUCAAGUUUUCAAGUUUGCCCGCAGAAUAUGUUCCUCAUUGUUCUCGCUAGAGAGAACUGAUAGCUCAGUUCAAAUUGACUUAGUAACGUUUUUGUUAGUCUCCAUUUCCCGUGAAUGCAAGGUUGAUAUAGAUAAUAAUGCAAUGGAGUUUGUUGAGCUUGUUGAUUAUUGUGCCAAUAAAUGUAGAGAUGCUGGCACAACUUUCUGUAGUACUCUUGCAAAACGUUUAAAUGACAUGGCAGGUGAUUUUCAUCAGGCUACAAUCCCUGUUGAUCUAAUACUGAGGCUUUAUGCAACCGCGCUAGAUUUAUCUGUGCACAAUGUUAAGCUGAAAUAUAAUGAUUGUACCACUUCCAAAGGUGUAGAAGAUGAUGCAGCUAUUGAUGUUUUGUUUCUUGAAAGGGAUAAGCUGCACAAUUUGUCUGGUUUACUUGGAAAUUGCUGUAACAUUGGUAAAAGUGACCCUAGCAUUGCAUCUGAUGUUGAAUGCAAAAAUUCUCUGGCUUGCCAAGACAAAAAGGCUUGUCUAGUGAUGUACUAUAAUACACUGAAGUUCUUGUGUCAGCCACUUGCUGAACUAGUAAAUUCAGAGAAAAAACGCAUACUUGCUCAAAAUGAAGCCUCAUCUGAUUCUAGCAGCCUCUGCAUUAUCCAGGACGCUUUUUAUCAGUUCUGUGAUAGUUUCUUUUCUCUUGAGAGCUGUGCAUCUGAAACAAAGAGAGAAGGAUUUGAUGAUGGUGAAGUGUUAGUACCUAGUAUAAUUGUGGCGGGGUUCAUUCUUUCCACCUGUACUAAGCGUAAAAUUCCGAAGAGUGUGUGCUACAUUAAGCAAAUAAUUGGCAGUGGUAGGAUUCAAUCUCAAGGGCUAAAAUUUGUCUAUGUCUCUCUGUAUAAUAUUGGUGUUCUUAUGUACAGAAGCAAGCAAAUUAAAGAGGCUUUGAAGGCUUUAAAACUUUCUCAUAGAGCAUCAUGGACUAAUAUUCAACUUCUCCGUGAGAUGUUUAUUCAUAAGAAAAGUUCUGGUGAUCAUCUAUCGGAAGAUGUUGUCAGAGAUUUGGUAACUGAUGCAUGUACUAGAAGUGCAUUUCUUUUGGAAGUUCUCCAUGCAUGUGGAAAUCUUAAGGUGGAAAAAAUUAUUGUGGAGAGCCUUGAAAACUGGUCUGCGCUUGAAAAUUUGUUUAGACAGUUGUCAGGUCCUAUGCCUUUGAUAAAGCAAUGGGUUAAGAUACAGUGCAAACUUCAUAAAAACAAGGAUUUAGAGGAUAGUGCUCCAACUUUAUGUUGUAUGCUGUUGUCUUCGGAAGUGUCAAAGAUGGCGAUUUGCAAAAUUUUAGAGCAGGAGCUUCUUGCGUAUCAAGAAAUGACUCAUGGGUACCCAGAUUUUUGUCAGAGAAUGCAAAUUAAAGUUAUUGAUUUACUUCUGCAAGAUGCUUAUGCCAUGGAAGAUAGUCCUUUACUGAAAGCAAGGAUGUUAAUUAGAAAGGGGAGAACAAUAAGGGCCAAUGGGAUUGAAGCUUUGAAUGACUGUAUUUGGUGCUUGUCUGAAGCUAUAUCUAUUAUGAAAAACUUCUAUACUGAAACAAGUAUUGCUGGAACUCCAGCCUGCCAUCAGUUAGCUGCUGCUCAUUGUUUACUUGCACUAUGUACUCAGGAAGCUGAACCAAACUCAGAGCAGCUUUAUCAAGAUAUCUAUGCUGCCUUGGAUCUUUGGUUGAGCAUAUUCAUUCCUGAUAGUUGUUUUGUGGAUGACGAGUUCAAAAUGGUGUCCGGAAAUACACUGCAACUUCUAUAUAAUGUACUUGAUUUGCUAUCAGUGAAGGGUUACACGAAAUUACACAGUAACAUAUAUAAACUGAUAAUUAGAAUAUACAAACUAAACAAUGUAGAACUUGGGAAAUGUGUGGCCAACCUUUGGGAAUGUAGGCGGCUUAGCCAUGCACUCUGUGUUUCUCCAGUAAAUGAGUCAUUCAUCACAAACUUAUCAGAGCAUUGCGGUGGAAGUUCCAAAUCUGUUGACUUCUGGAUGCAUAGUCUAAGUGGAUCCCAACCAGGGCUUCUUGGGUUCCAACAGAACCUCACAUGUUUCUUUAACAAUUUCAAUCAUGGCUUAAAAAAUCAUGAAAGCCAUACACAAUCAGCUGUCUCAGCUAACAAUGUAAAUCUGGUUGCUUCUGAACUCAUUGCGAGUGAUCCUGUCGUAGUCAUUCUCUCUUCCUUGCGGGGUCUUUCAUAUGCAAAAGAAGCUUUUCGAUUGCGGAGUCAACUUUUCAAAAGAAAAUUUACAUUCUCAAUUGAGGCGCUGGUUGAGAAAUACAACGAAUCUGGUGACAUUGGUGAAAUUGCCCAGACAGCCAUAAAUGGUCCUAAGAAUCUUCAAGUGCACAGAAUAGUUGCUAGUGAACUUUGGUCUUUUGACAGUAAUUCAUCAAACCUAUGUGGCUGUUAUCUUAGUCCGUGGAAUGUACUUGAAUGUUAUCUUGAAAGCAUUCUUCAGGUUGGAUGUAUUAAUGAAAUGAUUGGAAAUGGGGUUGAGGCUGAAUCUUUCCUAUUAUGGGGAAAAAGUAUCUCCUGUUCACAGAACUUACCACUAUUUGAAGCUACUUUUUCUUCUAUCUUGGGGAAAUUAUAUCGAAAGAAACGACUCUGGAAUUUUGCAGAGCAGGAACUGCAAAGUGCCAAAAGAAUUCUGGUGGACAGCAGCAGCCAUUGUUCCUGCAUAAGAUGCCUAUUGAUGCUGGAAGCUAAUCUUGACCAGCAACUUGGUGAUUUGUUCCGUAAUCUUUUUGAUAUUUCUAUCAUAAAUGAUUCGACAGGAAAUUAUCUCAUGCUGAAAAGCAAGCAAAUUAAAGAGGUACUUAAUUCCUUGAAACUUGUGAAUGUUAAGGUUAUGGCUUUGAAGGCUUUAAAACUUUCUCAUAGAGCAUCAUGGACUAAUAUUCAACUUCUCCGUGAGAUGUUUAUUCAUAAGAAAAGUUCUGGUGAUCAUCUAUCGGAAGAUGUUGUCAGAGAUUUGGUAACUGAUGCAUGUACUAGAAGUGCAUUUCUUUUGGAAGUUCUCCAUGCAUGUGGAAAUCUUAAGGUGGAAAAAAUUAUUGUGGAGAGCCUUGAAAACUGGUCUGCGCUUGAAAAUUUGUUUAGACAGUUGUCAGGUCCUAUGCCUUUGAUAAAGCAAUGGGUUAAGAUACAGUGCAAACUUCAUAAAAACAAGGAUUUAGAGGAUAGUGCUCCAACUUUAUGUUGUAUGCUGUUGUCUUCUGCGGAAGUGUCAAAGAUGGCGAUUUGCAAAAUUUUAGAGCAGGAGCUUCUUGCGUAUCAAGAAAUGACUCAUGGGUACCCAGAUUUUUGUCAGAGAAUGCAAAUUAAAGUUAUUGAUUUACUUCUGCAAGAUGCUUAUGCCAUGGAAGAUAGUCCUUUACUGAAAGCAAGGAUGUUAAUUAGAAAGGGGAGAACAAUAAGGGCCAAUGGGAUUGAAGCUUUGAAUGACUGUAUUUGGUGCUUGUCUGAAGCUAUAUCUAUUAUGAAAAACUUCUAUACUGAAACAAGUAUUGCUGGAACUCCAGCCUGCCAUCAGUUAGCUGCUGCUCAUUGUUUACUUGCACUAUGUACUCAGGAAGCUGAACCAAACUCAGAGCAGCUUUAUCAAGAUAUCUAUGCUGCCUUGGAUCUUUGGUUGAGCAUAUUCAUUCCUGAUAGUUGUUUUGUGGAUGACGAGUUCAAAAUGGUGUCCGGAAAUACACUGCAACUUCUAUAUAAUGUACUUGAUUUGCUAUCAGUGAAGGAUCCUGUGCGUAGUCAUUCUCUCUUCCUUGCGGGGUAUCUCUACUAUGAUUUGUGUGAAAGACAGAUUUGCCGUGGACGAUUAUUUGAGGGUCUUUCAUAUGCAAAAGAAGCUUUUCGAUUGCGGAGUCAACUUUUCAAAAGAAAAUUUACAUUCUCAAUUGAGGCGCUGGUUGAGAAAUACAACGAAUCUGGUGACAUUGGUGAAAUUGCCCAGACAGCCAUAAAUGGUCCUAAGAAUCUUCAAGUGCACAGAAUAGUUGCUAGUGAACUUUGGUCUUUUGACAGUAAUUCAUCAAACCUAUGUGGCUGUUAUCUUAGUCCGUGGAAUGUACUUGAAUGUUAUCUUGAAAGCAUUCUUCAGGUUGGAUGUAUUAAUGAAAUGAUUGGAAAUGGGGUUGAGGCUGAAUCUUUCCUAUUAUGGGGAAGUAUCUCCUGUUCACAGAACUUACCACUAUUUGAAGCUACUUUUCUUUCUAUCUUGGGGAAAUUAUAUCGAAAGAAACGACUCUGGAAUUUUGCAGAGCAGGAACUGCAAAGUGCCAAAAGAAUUCUGGUGGACAGCAGCAGCCAUUGUUCCUGCAUAAGAUGCCUAUUGAUGCUGGAAGCUAAUCUUGACCAGCAACUUGGUGAUUUGUUCCGUAAUCUUUUUGAUAUUUCUAUCAUAAAUGAUUCGACAGGGAAAUUAUCUCAUGCUGAAGUUCUGUAUAAAUCGGCCCUUGAGAAAUUAAAUUGUUCCGAGUGGAAAAAUAUCAUUUGCGAUGCAGAAAGUAAUGUGGAUCUGGCAGUCAGAAAUACUAUAAUAAAUGGUGAAGAUGUUGCUGGCAAUGCUGCUACUCAGCCAGAGGCAAUAGGUGCUAGAAAGGGUAGGAAAACGAAGAAUGUAUCCAAAUCUGUGGUGAAGGAGCAACAUGUGAUACCCGAACGAAGAAGUUCAAGGGUAACUCGCUCUAGAUUUCGAUCAUCUCAAAACCAAAGCACAACCUGUACUGGUGAAGCACAAAUUGAGAUUUCGAAACAUUCAAAUGGUAAUGUUGCAUCCAAACUCUCUGACACCUGUUGGGAAAAGGACUCCUCGCUCUUGGGUAAAGGAAGCUGUAUGGAGGAAUUGACAAGUGAAAUUACAUGCUUUUGUAACCAAACAAAGUGUUGGCAGUGCCUUCCUGCUGAGGUUAUGAAAUCUGGGUUACUGAUCUACUUCAUAAAUAUGAAAUGGGAGUAUGCCCACAGGAAACUCUUGGUGAGGAUACUUACUGGUACAGGAAAAUGCUUGGGGUAUGGUGAUCCAACUCAUGAGAUACACGAAGUUGUUUGGCAAAGCAUAUCUGUCCUAGUCAGCAGAAAUGCAUAUACUCAGACUUGUUCCUCUUCUCACAGAACUUUCUUGCUUGAUUUGAUUGGGAGGGAAACCGUGGGAGAUACUUUCGCUAUUGAACGUGCAGCUAUCCUAUACAGAAUAGGCUGGAUGACUCUGAAGGGUUUCCAUUCUAAAGUUGCCAGGAUCGAUUGCUGUGAUCUUUCCAAAGUUCAGUUAUCAAAAACAGUACACUGGUUGAAGCUAGCCUUUGUACUCAGCCGUGAGGUUCCAGUUUCCAGACUGCUUUCUGCAAUAUAUCUGCUUUCUGCAACUAGUGAGCACUUUGCUUUGCCAUCUUGCAAAGCACUCUCUGAAAGUCAUUGGGCUUCAUAUUUUCAUCAAGCUUCACUUGGGACUCAUCUUAAUAACCAGUUCUUCCCUAGUCCUUCUGGGAGAUUGAAUGCUCAACGCUUUGUAGAUUCUGGGGUGAGGAUACUUACUGGUACAGGAAAAUGCUUGGGGUAUGGUGAUCCAACUCAUGAGAUACACGAAGUUGUUUGGCAAAGCAUAUCUGUCCUAGUCAGCAGAAAUGCAUAUACUCAGACUUGUUCCUCUUCUCACAGAACUUUCUUGCUUGAUUUGAUUGGGAGGGAAACCGUGGGAGAUACUUUCGCUAUUGAACGUGCAGCUAUCCUAUACAGAAUAGGCUGGAUGACUCUGAAGGGUUUCCAUUCUAAAGUUGCCAGGAUCGAUUGCUGUGAUCUUUCCAAAGUUCAGUUAUCAAAAACAGUACACUGGUUGAAGCUAGCCUUUGUACUCAGCCGUGAGGUUCCAGUUUCCAGACUGCUUUCUGCAAUAUAUCUGCUUUCUGCAACUAGUGAGCACUUUGCUUUGCCAUCUUGCAAAGCACUCUCUGAAAGUCAUUGGGCUUCAUAUUUUCAUCAAGCUUCACUUGGGACUCAUCUUAAUAACCAGUUCUUCCCUAGUCCUUCUGGGAGAUUGAAUGCUCAACGCUUUGUAGAUUCUGGGGACUUGAAUGGGGUUGUUUCAUCUUGCGCACAUACAGAGACAUCCACACUGUUAAGGCUUGCCCCCGAGUCAGUCAAUGAUCUUGAACAAUUUGUGAUGAACUUUUAUGUGGGCCUUCCUGCCACUGCCAUCAUAUGUAUAAGUUUGCUCGGUCAUGAUUAUACCAAUUUAUUGCAAGAAUUGCUACUUGACCCAUCUUCCAUUCAUGCAUGGAUGCUAUUGUCACGGUUGAAUUCUAAGAAUCAACCUGUUGUUUUGCUUUUGCCUCUGGAUUCAGUUUUAGAAGAAGUUUCAGAUGAUGCUGCUCCUAAUGAUGAUAAUGCAAGGGCUUGUCAGGAAUUGCGCCAGCUGAUGAAUUCAGGUAAAAAGUGGCAUUGUCCAUGGGGUUCCGCUGUGGUUGAUAAUGUUGCUCCGGCAUUUAAAAUGAUAUUGGAAGAGAACUUCAUGACAUCUUCCGGCUGUCCUUUAGAAGAUACAAAAAGUACUAGGUCUUUGUGGUGGAUGGUUAGAAAAAAGGUUGAUCACCAACUUGGUAAACUGUUGAGUAAUUUAGAAGAUUCAUGGUUGGGUCCAUGGAGGCAUGUGCUUCUUGGGGACUGCUUGGACUGCAGAAGCUUGAACACAGUGCAUAAGAAGCUGGUGCAGGAUCUGAAAUCUAAAUGCAAAAUGAACAUAAAUGAGAGUUACCUUAAACUCGUUCUUGGAGCUGCAAAGUUUGACAUUGAAGAAGCAUGCCUUUCACAGAGGUGUUUAAGAAAAGGAUGCUACACUGGCAAGCUUGAACAUCACGAACAAGAAAAUUCUCAGUCUAAUGGCAUUGAUGAUGUGUCUGCAUUGGCCUCUCAACUAAUACGUGAAGCAGUGAAUGAGCUUCAUAUGGAGGAUGCCAUCUGUAGGGAACCGAUAAUUUUGGUGUUGGACUUGGAUGUCCAGAUGCUUCCAUGGGAAAGUAUACCAAUACUAAGACAGCAGGAGGUUUAUCGAAUGCCUUCUGUAGGCAGUAUCUCUUUCAUACUUGAGAGAAGUCAGCAAUAUCAUGAGCUAGCUUGUACAAAUGCUGCCGCUUUUCCUCUGAUAGAUCCCUUGGAUGCCUUUUAUUUGUUAAAUCCCAGUGGAGACCUUAGUGGCACACAAGCUGAAUUUGAGAACUGGUUUAGGGAUCAAAAUUUUGAGGGAAAGGCUGGAACUGUGCCAACAGCUGAAGAACUGGCUACAGCCUUGAAAAACCAUGACCUUUACUUAUAUUUUGGCCAUGGAAGUGGGGAGCAGUAUCUUUCCAAAGAUGAGAUUCAGGGACUGGAGAAGUGCGCUGCCACCGUGCUAAUGGGUUGCAGUAGUGGCUCACUGAGGCUUAAUGGAUGCUAUGUGCCGCGAGGUGUUUCGCUAUCCUAUAUACAAGCUGGUUCUCCAGUUACUAUUGCCAACUUGUGGGAAGUGACAGACAAGGACAUUGACCGUUUCGGGAAGGCCGUGCUUAAUGCAUGGUUGAGAGAAAGAAUGGAUCUAGUAGAUUGUUCCCAAUGCAACCAACUGGUAAAAGAAUUUGAGGCCAUGAAAAUUAAAGGCCGUAAAGGCAAUUCCAGAAAGAAAUCGGCAAGCAGUGAUUUAACUGAAACUGCAAACAGUGGUUCAUCGACGAAUGCAUGUGAGCACAGACCGACAGUAGGAUCAUUUGUUGGUAGGGCUCGAGAGAGUUGCACCCUCCCUUUCUUGAAUGGCGCGUCGCCAGUUUGUUAUGGUGUCCCAACAGGCAUUAUGAGAAAGAAAGAUUUGUAGCAAUUCCAAACAGACCACUCAAAUGUAGCUUAGAAGUUGUAUAAAUAUUUUAUUUCGGCUUACUACAUUAUUAUUUUUUGAAAUUACAAAAGAAAAUAAAAAAUCAUGUGAUAACUGAUAA